Messenger RNA from Nakaseomyces glabratus, 1341 nucleotides. It is a transcript of the gene CMK1, whose product is annotated as calmodulin-dependent protein kinase CMK1. Gene Ontology annotation, biological process: protein phosphorylation; cellular response to oxidative stress. Gene Ontology annotation, molecular function: ATP binding; calcium/calmodulin-dependent protein kinase activity. NCBI's taxonomy places the organism in Eukaryota, Fungi, Ascomycota, Saccharomycetes, Saccharomycetales, Saccharomycetaceae. The record is from RefSeq and is a predicted model, not a curated record.
AUGGAAGAACUGUGUGAUAUACCUAACGAAUCGUUAGAGGCUCUUAAGAUAGAGGCCUGUACUACCACAACGACGCGGGUCUGUGACCUGGAAGUGGAAGAGAACAAGUUUAACGUUGUUGUGGAGGAUGAAGAGAAGAUUAUAUGCGAGAGCGAGGAGGUUGUUCAGGACAUGGACCACAAGAAAGCCGGAUACCUGUUCCAGCGUACGUUGGGUGCUGGUUCAUUUGGUGUGGUCAAGCGUGCGAAGCAGUUACAUAGCGAUGAGGAUGUAGCUGUUAAGAUACUGUUGAAACGGGCUUUGGAGAAGAAUGGUGGGUUGGAACCCAUAUACGAUGAACUUAAUAUAAUACAGCACCUGGAUCAUCCCAAUAUCGUUAAGUUCAAGGAUUGGUUCGAGACUGAGUCCAAAUUCUAUAUUGUAACCCAGUUAGCAUCCGGAGGUGAACUGUUCGACAGAAUUAUGCAUGACGGGAAGUACACAGAAGAGGAUGCCGUAAACAUCGUUGUUCAGAUCUUGAAAGCUGUCGAAUACCUGCAUUCUCAAAAUAUAAUUCAUAGAGACUUGAAACCAGAAAAUUUACUAUACCUGGAUAAAUCCAAGGAUUCCAGGAUAGUGCUAGCAGAUUUUGGAAUUGCCAGACAGCUAGAAAACGAUGACGAUGUCAUCUAUAGACCUGCAGGCUCCUUGGGUUAUGUGGCGCCAGAAGUGUUCACUUCAGAUGGACACGGAAAACCCAGUGAUAUUUGGUCUGUAGGUGUGAUUACGUAUACAUUAUUAUGCGGUUACUCUCCGUUCAAAGCGGAAUCAGUCGAUGGAUUUUUGGAUGAGGUUACAUCUGAUGAAAAUCCAGUCAAAUUUCAGAGACCAUAUUGGGACGGCAUUUCUGAACUGGCUAAGAACUUCAUUUUGAGAAUCCUAGAUUUGGAUCCUGCUUGUCGACCAUCUGCUACUGAGCUAUUGAAUGAUCCAUGGAUACAGAGUAAAUGUUCUUUAAGAACAGACUUGUAUCACAACAUGAGGAAGAACUUGAGUGCUAAGAAGAAGCUACAAAAGGCUGUUGAGCUUAUCAAACUCAACCAGAGAAUUAAAAAGCUAAGACAAUUAUAUUUAUUGGCUAACGAAACAGAUUCAGAUCUUGAAGAAGAGGAAAGAUCAUCUUCAGCUUCGCUCUCCUCUCUUCCUAGCUCACAAAGCAGUUUGAGUUUAUCCAAUGAAUAUGGCAGCAAAAGCAAGCGAGAACAAGAUGAAUUUAUAUCCUCCUUAAGACAACAAACAUUGGCACAAAUAAUAAAAGUUGCUACGGUCAAUAAAGAUACUGUACGGAAAUUUGAGAAAUAA